AUGACCGGCGUCCGCCCCGUUGAUGCGAAAAACCUUUCUACACAAGGUAAUUUCUAGUCAAUUUGUAAACAAGUGAAAAAAGUGAUGUAUAUUUACGCUCCAUCAACGUAGACUUAUCGAGAAAAGGAAUGAAUUAUACUGAGGAUUUACCUGAAAAUGAAUCAGGGUUGUAUGAUAACAUAGACAAAGUCGGAAAGGGUGGAAAAAUGUUCCUUUUUGCUACCUUUUGCGCCAUUUCAGCGACCCUUAUGCACCAUUUUUGUUGCCUCUACCUACUUCCCCCAUUUCUUGAGCCUUUAAAAUCCCGGAAAAAUGGAAGAAACCUUUUCUGCUGCCUUUUUGAGGCCUUUUUUGAGCCUCUCCCUUUUAGCGGCCAUUAUCCACCAUUCCGAUUUUGCCCGAGGUUUACAGAAAAUUCAUUGAGAUCUGUGAUCCAAAUCUAAUUCAUUAUACUAUUUUACUGUUGUUUCAGGUACUGAUAAUACUUUCCGGCCGUGCCUGUCAUUCCACAAAAAAAAAUAAUAAAGAAUCUUUAACGUCAAUAAUCAAUAACUGGGAAAACUUUUAGUGACCACUAUAGGGUUUUUACGUUUUAGUGGCUACUGUAGUAGUCAAAUCAAUGGCCAUAUAGAGGUCUAAGUGCUCCUAAAAGACCACUAAAAGUUUUAAUGGCCACUUUAGGGGUCAAUGGGUCAACAUAACUGGCCCAAUCUGUUCGUUUUAAAAUUGUCAGAGUUACUAGAAGUAAUACUGGAUGAAAAACUACUGAAGUGGCCACUAAAUAAAGAACCUUCAUGGUGGCCACUAAAACGGAAAAUAGUGGCCACUGUAAAGGUGGGAUUAGUGGCCACUUUAGUGUCCUCUCCAAGUAGUCCUUGGCGAGCCUCUAUAGUGGCCACUAAAAUUUUUCCCAGAAUAGACUUGAAAAGUUCAACUCACCGGAUCGACACGACGAAGUUUUUCAGAAACAGAGCAGAAUACUCGUUUGGUUCGAGCGAUUACGAGUUUCUUCGGCAUUUGGUCGCGAUUUGUCGCCGAUCACGCCGUAGUACUCAUCAUCGUGUGCAACGUCAUCACCCUCAUCGGCACCUUCAAGGUCGCGACAACUCCGUGAGUUCUGCCUAUGACUUGCAUUUCCCGUAUAGGCGAAUCAAGAAAGGGUAUCUUUAGAAACUCCAGAGUGGCCCCUAGAGAGACAUCCUUAGAGACCCUUGGAGGGUUUUGAGUGGUAUCUUCGUGGGCAUAUUAGGGUACCCUCCCGAUUCGCCUGUGGGUCUCCCAUAAAAACGACGUGUUUACAGAAAUGAGAACGACAUCACGGGUUAUACACCAUAUGGAGCCAGAGCUCGAGAUGAGUUCGAUGUGAGAUUUACUCCCAUUUUUCAAUCAGAAACCGAAAAAGCCCAGGUCAUGACCGACUUCUUUUCUCGAAACGGCAACGGCGUUGCCGAGUUCCUCCUUGUUCUACCGAAACAAGGAGAAAACGUUCUGGAGCCUGAAAUUUUGAAGGAGAUCUUACGGGUUUUUCAAACCAGUCUAAUUUUGAUCUAAUGAUUUUAAAGGUAGAGAAAAUUUUAACCACGCAGUUUACUAUGGAAAACUCAUCGGGAGCCAACGAAACGUACAGGGAGUUCUGCAACAGUUUUUGUCAGAUUAACGACCCUUUCGUGCAAUUUGCUGUGAGAGGCCAGUUCUUUUGAGUUGUAUAAUUGGCCUGUUCAGAAAACUUUUAUUGCAAGUCAGAAAAUGCAGGCGAGUGGCCAGAAGAAACUAGAUCGAGUUCAAUUGGACUACCCUAUCUCAACAUUGUUUUCCAGAAAAAUGAACAUCCAGGUUGAAGAAAAAUAAUUACUUUUUUUUCAUAUUUUGUGUUUCAGUCAAACUUCUUCGGUGUGGAGCUUCAUGAGGAUGAAGCCAAUACAACUCGCCGGAUAUCAAAUAUGAAAAGCUCAAAAUUGGUUGCUUUGCAAUUGAGAGCCGAGCGGAAGGCCGGCUGGACUACCAACCAGGUCAAGCAGUUCGAGACUCAAGUCACGGAGUACUUCAAGAAGUGAGAAUUCAUCGAGUGCUAUCUAUAGUUUUGAUUUAGCAACUUCACGUCGUCUAAAGUCAGAGUGCUAACCUUAUCGACGACAUUCGUCGAAUCAGAAGUGGGUCAGGCUUAGGAAUCCCAGAGUGGUCUCUAUAGGGGGCAGGGAGAAAAUAGCCUCUGUAGAGGCCGAAAAGUGGUCCCUAUAGGGGUAAAAACAAACUGAUCCUUAUUCGGGGGCUAACACCUUAGCCCCUAAAGCUUGAGUGGUCCUUAUAUGGGGUAUUUUGAUUUCGUUUAAAAAACGCCUAGAGCCCGAAAAAGUGAUCCCUAUAGGGGCAAAAUCAAGAUGUUCCAUAUAGAGGUUUGGAGGCUGACUCCUUAGCCCCCAAAGCUUAAUUAGUCUCUUUAGGGAGUUAGUGUCGGACCAAUUAGCUCCUAAAGCUUGAAUGGUCCCUAUAGGGGUCUUUCAAUUCCUUCAAAAACGCUUAAAGGUCAAAAACAUAGUCCCUAAAUGGGUAAAAUCAAGGUGGUCCCUUUAGAAGUUAACGGUCGGACCCCUUAGCCCCUAAAGCUCAAGUGGACCCUAUAGGGAUCUUCCAAUUUCAUUUAAAAACGCUAAUUUGUUUGGUUAUUCAAAUCAGAGGUGGAGGAUGGCUGCCCACUGGCCGCCCUGCCUGCCAAGCCAUAAACGCCCAAAAGCAGAAAUGACUUUUUCAAUAGUAAGUCAAUGAAUCAUUUCUAUCGCUUGGCCCAAUGGCUUGGCUUGGCCGCCAAGCCAAGGGCUGCCUUCCCAAUCCUCCACCUCUGAUUCAAAUGACAACGCUUCUGUGAAAAAUUCAUGAAAGUCAUUCGACUACAAUGUCCCCUAUAGGGGCCACUUUUGCAAGCUUUAGUGGUCUCUAGAUGGGAGCCUUUCAAGAGCCCUAAGGUUGCCCCUAUAUUGACCACUCUGGAGCUCCUAAGUACACGGAUAGUAGGUUGUUCGAGCCGGAAUGUCGCUUCUGCCAUUUCUCGUCGUUGGAUUCGUCAUAAUGGCCAUCGUUUCCACCAUAACCACGAUGCUAUCGGCUCUCUACAUGCAACAAGUCUCUAUUCACAAGGUUCGAGUUUUUGGCCUGUGAACAAGGUUCCUAACUUGACAACGAGGAGCUUUUCACUAGACCCAACAUUGAUCUUCACCAUAGACGUCUGAUUUCAGUUUUCAUUGGCGAUUUGCGCAUGCAUCUGCCCGUUUAUGGCCUGUGGGACGGCUCUGGGAGCCAUGUUUUUCUGUGGCUUCAGAUUCGGUUCGAUCCUCUGUGUGACGCCAUUUUUAGUACUAGCAAUCGGUUCCUCAACUGUCCAUCGCUUCACGAGAAUAUCACUUUCAAGGAGUUGAUGAUGCCUACUUGAUGAUCCACGCCUGGCAAAGAGUCACGGCGAAAAGACGCCAUUUUCCAGUUCCCGGGGAUUCUCCGGCUUCUCGACUUGCGGAGGUAGAAUCUCAAACGAUUUUCAGCAUUUCUAACUGCUCAGGUACUUGCUGAUACUGGACCGGCCAUUCUCAUUUCGGCGUUGACCAACAUUUUGGCCGACACGGCCGGGACCUUCACUUCCUCACCGGAAGUCUCUCUCUUGGCCUAUGGUAACAUGGCGUGCAUCGCUGUGGAUUUCGUCUAUCAGGUACUCAAAGAAUCAAAGGUUCAAACGCUCUCUAGAUAACUUUCUACGCCGCGAUCAUGACGUUGGCGGGUCAUUUCGAGAUGAAAUCGGAAAAGGAAAGAGAUCAGACGAGUCCAGCGAAGGCUGAAGAACCUCAAGGGGUAACCAAGGGAUUCUCAAUUUCAAGUCAAAUUAUUUUAUAGAAAAGUUUCAACGUUGUCGUGAAACGAACCUUUGAAGAAUUCCUCAACGGCUACAUUUCUUUCGUUACAAACACAGUCUUCGGAACCUUGGUCGUCCUGGCGUGGGCAGCUUUUCUGGCCACGUCGAUAUAUGUACAACAAAAAACCGAGAUGUUAUCCGUUGUUCGAAAUUCAGGGAAUAACGAUAAUGGAGGUCAAUCUGUCGCCCAAAAAACUGUUCAAGGCCGACUCUGCACUGCAAGAGGUGCAGAGACAUUUAUGACUGCAGUUAAAAAAAAAAUUAAUGUGAGAUGUUGGUUAGGGAGUCCAUCGAGUGAUAUCAGGAACUCAGAAAAUGGGGUCUAUGUUUAAUGAGUAGGGGGUGCCUAAAAAUUUAAUAAAAAAACUUUGGAUAAUAGUCGAAAAAAACGUUCCAGUCAAAGUUCAUGUAGGUCUGUUUUCAACUGUUUAUUGCAUCUUCAAUGUAAGAGUACAUGUGCAAUCGACUUUCAUUGAUUUGACUGUGUUUAAACGGCGGCAGAAGCUGUGGCUUAGGCAGAGAAGUUGUGAAAUCCGCGCGUAGAACAUCAGGUAUAAGAGAGGUCGUAGGAAGAAGUACGGUGCCGGCUUUCCAAAGGCCGAUGGCAGAGAUUGAGCCUUUCGCUGCAUGCAGCUUCCAAUAUUAUCUACCCCGGAGGGAUGAAAGGCUUGGUCGACCUCGGGGGGACUCGAACCUACGACCUUGCGGACGUUAGAAAUGAGUUAUGCCAGCUGAGCUAUGCCGCCCCGAUGUAGUUCAUGAAGGAGUAAAUUUUUAUUUUUCGCUUGUAUUGCAUCAAUUUUUAAAUUUUUUCUAUAGUCCGUUUUUCGCGAAUUGAAAAGACGGGACGUCUCUGCGCCCUCCUUAUCUCUCGACGCCUCUCUCAUGUUUACGUUCUAUUUCCAUGUUUCUCUGACCUCGCCGGGGAGGGAACAGAGAGACGCAGACACGCUAAAACUGUCAAGUCAUGGCUUAUCCUGAUCAUUUUUCUUCUUCGCGCUCAGUUUUAACCUUUGCUAAAAUCCAGAUGGACGACCUUCGAGUGCAGUACGUCAUUCCGCACUACUCGUUGGCGACCGUUUUCAUCUCAAAGCCCGGAAAUCUUUCCGAUGAGAAGCGAGUCGCACUCCUCGACAACAUGGUUUCGGAAAUGGAAAGUCUGAGUGGCAGUUGGGGAGCUCCCAGCACCAACUAUUUCCUCAGGUUAGUUUUUUUUUCUUCUCAGCGUCCUGAAUGUCAAAAGUGUUCCAGAGACUUCAAAGACUUUGACGACAGCAUGAAGGAGUUCGAGGGGAAAACCGAGUCGACGGGAGCUGUCUCGAUGGACAACAUGCCUGCGUUUCUGCAAUGGCCAGAGUACUCGUUUUGGAAAGGCUUCGUUCGGUAUCACGAGACCGGGUAACUGUAACUGGCACGAGAAAUGAAAGACGAAAAUUAAGAGGGAAGAUUAUUCUUGACAAGUUCUUCAUCACUUUCGCUUUCCAUGGAGAGCAGCUACGUGUGUGGCUGGCUCGCGGAGAAAUGCUCAAGUCUUGGAGGAACGUCAUCGACAAAUAUAGGUAACAUUGCACCUGAUAAUUAGUUAUCUUGAGUUUGACACUUUUUAUUAAUUUUUUUAUCUUUGAGAAUUUUUUUUCUUGAUGAUGAUAAACAAGCUUUCGAAUGAACCCCAUAUAUUAUCAUUGCGAGGAAAAUCAUGUAAUUUUCGCUUGUCAAAAGUUUUCUUUUAAAACUCCACUGCGUUUUUUUUUUUUGACGACGCCCCGCCCAUAUUUUUUUCCGUAAAGUCUAGUGUGUCGUGUGCAUGCACUGCGGCGCUCUGGCACAUGUCGCGUUCUAGUAAUUUUCGCGAAAUUCAAAAAUGAAAAUGUUUCAGCUAUGUUAUAAAUGAGCAAAUAUUUACUCUUUUUCUAUUGUUAGCUUCACAAAUUUUUUUGCCCAUCUAAAAAUUAGAAAAACUUCGGCAGUAUGCAAAUAUUCGCCAGCGGUAAAUGCACAAGAAACAUCUUAUUUGACGAGUUUUUUGUAGCUCUGGAAGCACCGUGUUUAUCGAAGAUAACAAAAGCUUCGAGAGAACGGCAAUAACUGUAAUAAAAACUUUCAAGCCGAAAUUUUCCAAUAAAUAAUCAACUUCUUGUGAAUUCAGAACCGAGUUCAAUGCUUCCGCCUACUCGGACGACGGAAUUUACUUGGAUCUCAUUGAUAACAUGCCUACUGACUCUUGGCAGGUCGGAAAACACUUCUGAAAGCUUUAAUGGUUCUUCUUCGAGACCAAAAUGAACGACUUCAAGCGAAAAUUUUCAGAGAAAUAUAUUUAUUUUGAGAAAAAUUUAGAAAAGAUUUGAAUUUGGAACGAGUAAUAAAUAAAUAAACGUUUUUCGAAAGCCGGUUUCAGUCGGCUGCUGCGACGUUGGCAUGCAUGGCGUUGAUCUGCUUCGUCUUUAUGUUUGACCUCUUCACGGUGUUCGUCGCCACUGGGAUCAUCGCCAGCAUCAUGACCGGUUCGUCCUGAGUUUCUCUUGAAAACGAGAGCUCAUUGCAGGAAUCCUUGGGAUGUUGUCGUUGACGGGCACAGAUCUGGACCCUAUCGUUAUGUCGGCGCUGAUAAUCUCUAUCGGGUUCUCCGUCGACAUCCCUGCUCACGUCGCCUACCACUAUCACAGCGCCGGUUGGUCACCAGUGCAAAAAGCAAUGAAACAAAGUUGAAAGCUUUUAGGGAGUGGAAAUCCGGAAAAAGAUAAAUUUUCAUAAUUAGAGUUGUGCUCUGGGCCGGGGCUGGCCAAAAUUCGCCAUUUUUCGUACCUUUUGUCACAAAAUUUUCACAGAAUGUGUAAAUGGGGGAUCGGAAAUGCAUGAUUUAGAAAAAAAUUAUGGAAUGAGAUGAAAAAUUUCGCAAUUGCGACUCAUUGGUCCGACUCGGCCCAGCGCACAGCUCUGCUCAUAAUGGAGAAAUUGAUGGACAAAAAAAAAUGAAUUUUGAGAAAAAAAAAACACAUUGAAACUUUAGAAAUCGUGGUGGGAGUCGCAAAGACAAUGUUUAUAAAUUGAAAAAUGUAUUACUUGUGCUCCUCAUUCAGGAAGGGACCUAGCUCCUAGUGGGCGUCUUCACCAGACACUGUCUUCAGUCGGCUUUCCGGCCAUUCAAGCCUCUAUUUCCACUUCCUUAUGUGUCCUCUCGCUCAAACUCACCGACGUCUACAUGUCAAACGUGGGUUUUUAUUGUCACAUCACAGCUUAGAGAAGUUCUGCUACAUUUGUUGAUUCCAGGUUUUCGUAAAGACGAUGAUCAUCUGUAUGGGACUCUGUGUGGUGCACGCUCUUCUUCUGUUGCCAUGCCUUGUCUCUCUCUGCCAUACUUUAUUCCUGAAAUUAGGCCGAUCUCGAAGCUCUUGA
This is a messenger RNA of Caenorhabditis auriculariae, 7288 nucleotides long. NCBI's taxonomy places the organism in Eukaryota, Metazoa, Nematoda, Chromadorea, Rhabditida, Rhabditidae. The record is from the annotation of a GenBank genome assembly.